Messenger RNA from Carassius auratus (goldfish), 583 nucleotides. RefSeq names its product asialoglycoprotein receptor 1-like. The coding region runs from base 203 to 583 and encodes 126 amino acids. The record is from RefSeq and is a predicted model, not a curated record. Lineage: Eukaryota; Metazoa; Chordata; Actinopteri; Cypriniformes; Cyprinidae. The transcript has 4 exons.
CAAUGAGAGAGAGCAGCUAAUACUCAAGAACACAAACCUGACCAAUGAGAGACAGCAGCUUAUCCUCAAGAACACAAACCUGACCAAUGAGAGAGAGCAGCUAAUACUCAAGAACAAAAACCUGACCGAUAACAGAGAGCAGCUAAGAAGUGAACUUCUGAUUUGUGUUGGAUGGAUUUUCUAUCAGUCCAGUUUUUACUACAUGUCCAAUGAGACAAAGAACUGGACUGAGAGCAGACGAGACUGUCAGAAGAGAGGAGCAGAUCUGAUCAUCAUAAACAACAGAGAGGAAUAUUAUUUUGUUCAGAACAAGUCUGGUCCUGCUGCUGUUUAUAUUGGUCUGACUGACAGUGAAGUGGAAGGCAACUGGAAAUGGGUUAAUGACAGCAAUCUGACCUCUGGUUUCAGCUCCUGGGCACCUGGACAGCCAGAUGGAAGCAAACAAGUAGAUGAGGACUGUGCUAUGACGGUAGCUGUGCCUCUGCCAGAGUUUGCUAAUAUAGAAGGGUGGCAUGAUGUUGCAUGUAAUAAAGCUUUUAAAUGGAUCUGUGAGAAGAGGACUUCACAGUUCAUACUUCCAUAG